Salarias fasciatus (jewelled blenny) is the source of this 1843-nucleotide messenger RNA. Its product is annotated as serine protease HTRA3-like. The record is from RefSeq and is a predicted model, not a curated record. The transcript is spliced from 15 exons. NCBI's taxonomy places the organism in Eukaryota, Metazoa, Chordata, Actinopteri, Blenniiformes, Blenniidae. Gene Ontology annotation, molecular function: protein binding; serine-type endopeptidase activity. Gene Ontology annotation, biological process: proteolysis. Gene Ontology annotation, cellular component: extracellular region. The coding region runs from base 1 to 1710 and encodes 569 amino acids.
AUGAGAGUGCGGCUGCCCUCUGCCCUUCCAGUUCUUCUCUCAUUGAUCUUGUGUAUAGAAGUGUUGAACCUGACCCAGGCGCUGAAGGACGGGAAGAGCCCCAUCCAGCUGGUGCAGAUGCCGCGGGUGGUGGUGGAGCGCAGCCGCUCGGGCGGGCAGGGCCGCGUGGUCACGCUGGGGAACGCCUUCACGCAGACCUUCCACUGCAAGCGGCCCUUUUUCUCCUCCUGGGGAAGGAAUAAAGAGGGCGACGUGGAUGAAGCCGUUUCUGUGGCGUUGCGGAUGAUCGGAGCCCAGCCGGUGCGCGCGGAGAAGUGCGCGUCCCGGUGCGAUGUGAGCUUGUGUCCGAGCCCCAGCUGCCUCGGGGGAUACGUCCUGGACAGAUGCAACUGCUGCCUGGUGUGCUCGCCCCGAGACGGAGACCCCUGCGGCCGGAAGAACGACCUGCCGUGCGGGGACGGCCUGGAGUGCCGGUGGCCGCUCCGGCUCCAGGCCGGACGGCGGGGGCGCGGCUCCGCGGGGGCCUGCCGGUGCAAGACGCAGCACCGAGUGUGCGGAAGCGACGGGAAAACCUACAGCAAUGUGUGUAAGAUGAGAGCAGCCAGUCGAAAGGCUGUGAACAAGGGGAGAGAAGCAGUUAUCCAGGCGCACAAAGGACCCUGCGCGCCCCAGGGAGCAGGUAGGAUCCCGAGCCCUCGCUAUAAGUUCAACUUCAUCGCCGACGUGGUGGAGAAGAUCGCCCCAGCCGUGGUCCACAUCGAGCUGUUUGUGAGACACCCUCUCCUGGGUCGUCACAUGCGUCUCUCCAGUGGUUCUGGAUUCGUGGUGACCCCCUCUGGUGUGAUAGUGACCAACGCUCACGUGGUGACCACGGCCGAGUCGGCGAGCGGGAGGCCUCAGCUGCGCGUCCAGCUCCACGACGGAGACGCGUACGAGGCGGCGGUCAGAGACGUUGACAGCAAGGCAGACAUCGCCACCGUGAAGAUCAACCCCCAGAAGAAGCUUCACGUUCUGUCUCUGGGCCGCUCGGCCGAGCUGAGGCCCGGAGAGUUCGUGGUGGCCAUCGGCAGCCCGUUCGCCCUGCAGAACACCGUCACCACCGGCAUCGUCAGCACGGCGCAGAGAGACGGCAAAGAGCUGGGCAUCAAGGACUCGGACAUGGACUACAUCCAGACCGACGCCAUCAUUAACUACGGUAACUCUGGAGGACCUCUGGUUAACUUGGACGGGGAGGUGAUCGGGAUCAAUACUCUCAAAGUGACGGCAGGGAUCUCCUUCGCCAUCCCAUCGGACCGGAUCAGCCGCUUCCUCUCAGAGUCUCAGAUCAAACACAGCAAAGAGAAGGAGAAGCAGAGAAAAGUGACAGACGAGCCUCAGGCGGACGCAGAGGCGUCAGACGUGAGGAGAUACUUUCUGGGCUUCUGGAUGAGCACAAUCACAAAGGCUCUUGUUGCAGAGUUAAAGCACCACAAACCAGAUUUCCCCGACGUCAGCAGCGGAGUUCUGGUGCAGCAGGUCAUACCCGACACGCCAGCUGAAAGCGGAGGGAUUAAGGAGGGAGACGUCAUCACGAAACUGAACGGACGGCUGGUCGGGACCACCGCAGACGUGCACGAGGUGCUGAAGAGCGACAGGCCGCUUCUGAUCCAGAUCCGCAGAGGCAACGAAGACCUGCUGUUCAACAUCCAUCCUCAGCUUCUGCAGCACUGACUGACCACUCUGGGACAAUAAAUCAUCAAUAAGCUGCAGGUGGAAUAGUUUACUGAUUAAAUUGAGAACGCUGCACAUUUCUGCCAGAAAACUGUGCCAGUCUGUUUACUUUGAAUCGUCUGUGUUUUUGUGU